Messenger RNA from Leptinotarsa decemlineata (Colorado potato beetle), 1992 nucleotides. RefSeq lists its product as uncharacterized. NCBI's taxonomy places the organism in Eukaryota, Metazoa, Arthropoda, Insecta, Coleoptera, Chrysomelidae. The record is from RefSeq and is a predicted model, not a curated record.
AUGGCUUCUUUGGAAUGUGGAAGGCAAAUUAAGACAGAGGUCCAAUCUGUUGAUGACGAAGUUCCUUUUCAAAAACAUGACGUGAAAUCUGAACAGAGUGAAGCUGAUAUGUUCAGUGAAUUUGAAAGCAAUGGAGAUGCCUUUGAUACUAACAUGCCUACCAACGAUUUGGAGGAAAAUGAUGAAUUGAAAGUGAAUAUAUCUAUAGAUAAAUUUGAUCCAGAACAAAUCAAAAUUGAAGAUAACUUUUUUAUUCCUCACCUUGAUCUCAAAUCUGAAGAGUGCGAGAAUGCAAUAACUGAAGGUCCUAAUUUCACAGCAUGUGAAGGAGAAUCAUUCAACCAUAAAAAUGGAUUCAUUAAUAGCCGGCAUAACCAUAAUGAGUCUCGCGUCAAAAUAGUUGCAAAUAUGACUAAGGAUUUGAAGCCAGAUGUUGGCUUUAACCCGGAUACUGGAAACAUCCUUGUUGAAAUAAAGGAAGAGACUGUCUUUGAGAAGAAGGAAGAGAUUUUCUAUGAAAAUAUUCCGUCAGCUUCAGAUGAAAUGAAUUUUGCUGUUGAAAAUGACCAUGUUGUAAAACAUGAGAUGAUAAUAGCGAAAGACUUCACAGUGAAGAAAAACCAUUUCAGUGUUAAAAUAUGCUCAAAAUCAUUCGCUAAAGCUGAUGUUUUGAAAUACCAUGAAAAGUUACAUACUGGAGAAAAACCAUUUCAAUGUCAAAUAUGCUCAAAGUCGUUUGUUCGAAAUAAUCGAUUGAAAUAUCAUCAAAAAAUUCAUGAUGGCGAAAAACCAUUCCAGUGUAAAAUCUGCUUCAAAUCAUUUAUUCAAGAAAGUACUUUGAAAUACCAUGAAAAGACACAUACAGGUGAAAAGCCAUUUCAGUGUAAAAUUUGCUUGAAAACUUUCAUUCAAGGUAGUUAUUUGAAAUACCAUGAAAAAAUUCACACUGGAGAAAAAUCAUUUCAGUGUAAAAUCUGCUCUAAAUCAUUCAUUAGAGGCAGUGCUUUGAAAUACCAUGAAAAGACACAUACAGGUGAAAAGCCAUUUCAGUGUAAAAUUUGCUCAAAGUCAUUUGUUCAAGGUAGUGAUUUGAAAUACCAUGAGAAAAUUCAUACUGGCGAAAAAUCUUUCAAGUGUGAAGUCUGCUCAAAAUCAUUCAUUCAAAGCAGUACUUUGAAAUUCCACGAAAAGAUUCACACUGGAGAAAAGUCAUUCCAGUGUAAAAUUUGCUCAAAAUCAUUUAUUCAAAAUGGUGCUUUGAAAUGCCAUGAAAAAAUUCACACUGGGGAAAAACCAUUUGAGUGUAAAAUAUGCUUAAAAUUAUUUACUCGAGGUAGUUCUUUGAAAUCACAUGAAAAGAUUCACACUGGUGAAAAGUCUUUCAAGUGUAAAGCUUGCUCAAAGUCAUUCACUCAAUGCAGUACUUUAAAAUAUCACGAAAAGAUUCACACUGGAGAGAAGCCAUUUCAGUGUAAGAUUUGUUCAAAAUUGUUUGGUCGAAGUGAUAAUUUGAAAUCACAUGAAAAAAUUCACACUGGCGAAAAACUCUUUCAGUGUAAAAUAUGCUCAAAGUCAUUCAUUCGAAAUAGUGAAUUGAUUAAACAUGAAAGAACUCAUUCUGGUGAAAAACCAUUCCAGUGUAGAAUAUGCUCAAAAUCAUUUGUCCAAAAAAGUAAUUUGAAAUUUCAUGAAAAAACUCAUACGGGGAAAACGUUCAAUGUAGAAACGGACGAAAAUAAUUUAUCGAAACAGAAUUGACCUCCACAGAUCCAAAGAUGUAAUAAUAGUCAAUAAAGAUACCGCAGCAUCAUCAGAGGUUUCCUCAAGCUACAUAUUUGCCCAAAACGUUUUAAACUUGAUAAUUUUAAGCCACACUGUUCUAUAGCAAGAUGAAAUUGUACCUAUACAUGACAAGUUGCAAAAACUGUUAGUUCAUAUGUGUACUAUUUCUAUAAAUAAAUAAUAUAGACCAAUCCAACAUCAUUAUUAAAG